Molecule: messenger RNA, 1335 nt
Organism: Miniopterus natalensis
Lineage: Eukaryota; Metazoa; Chordata; Mammalia; Chiroptera; Miniopteridae
Source: RefSeq, a predicted model, not a curated record
CCGCUGCUGCACGCGCUGGCCGACCACGACGUGGUCCCCGAGGACAAGUUCCAGGAGACCCUGCGCCUGAAGGAGAAGGAGGGGUGCUCUCAGGCCUUCCACGCGCUCCUCUCCUGGCUGCUGACCCGGGACGCGGGCGCCAUCCUGGACUUCUGGAGGGUGCUCUUCAAAGACUACAACCUGGAGAGAUACGCCCGGCUGCAGCCCAUCCUGGACAGCUUCCCCAAAGAUGUGGACCUCAGUCAGCCCCGGAAGGGGAGGAAGCCCCCGGCCGGCCCCAAGACCACAGUGCCACCGCCCAGACCCCCCACCAAGAGGAAGGCCUUGGAGGAGCCUCGGGCUGCUCAACCAGCAGCCCUAUCCCCGAGGGGCACCUCCAGCCCAGGCUCCCAGGUGAAGGCCAAACACCCCAAGAAGCAGGAGAGCACCGCAGAGCCACAGCGCCUCCCGCUGGGGAAUGGAAUUCAGACUAUGUCCGCUUCAGUCCAGAGAGCCGUGGCUGUGUCGUCUGGGGAUGUCCCAGGAGCCUGCGGGGCUGUGGAGGGAAUCCUUAUUCAGCAGGUGUUUGAGUCAGGUGGCACCCAGAAGUGCAUUCAGGUUGGGGGGGUUUACACUCCCAGCAAGUUUGAAGACCCCGGCGGGGGGAAGAACAAAGCCCGCAGUGGUGGUGGAGGCCUGAAGACCCUGGUCCGAGCAAAGGGGACCCAGGUUGCUGUCCCUGCUGGAGGGGAUCCCAGGGCAGGCCCACAAGGCAGGGGCCCGGCCCCUCCUACCCUCCUCAGCGAGCCCCAGCUCCACCAGAAGAAUGAAGACGAGUGUGCAGUGUGCAGGGACGGCGGGGAGCUCAUCUGCUGUGACGGCUGCCCCCGGGCCUUCCACCUGGCCUGCCUGUCCCCACCGCUCCAGGAGAUCCCCAGUGGGACCUGGAGGUGCUCCAGCUGCCUCCAGGGAAGAGCCCAGCAGGACCUGCCCCGGGAGGAGGAGCCACCUGCGGAGACCCCAGUCAUCCUGGGACUGAGGUCCUCAGGAGAGGAGGUGAAGGGACUGCUCAGGGAGGCCCCGGCUGGGCUGGACACUACAGUCACCUACAAGCACCUGCUGAACCCACCUCCAGGGGCCCCCCUGCCGGUACUGGACCCCUCAGCCCUACGCCCCCUACUGUAUGUGGGCACCGAGGGGCAGCAGGCGGGGGACGAUUCUACUGGUCACGAGCCCAUUCUGCACAGGGAUGACCUGGAGUCCCUCCUGAGCGAGCACUCCUUCGACGGCAUCCUGCAGUGGGCCAUCCAGAGCAUGUCCCGCCCGCUGGCCGAGGCGCCCACCUUCCCAUCUUGA